Molecule: messenger RNA, 8895 nt
Organism: Nasonia vitripennis (jewel wasp)
Lineage: Eukaryota; Metazoa; Arthropoda; Insecta; Hymenoptera; Pteromalidae
Gene: ATP8A
Product: probable phospholipid-transporting ATPase IA
Exons: 19
Coding region: 1290-5339 (1349 amino acids)
Biological process (GO): phospholipid translocation
Cellular component (GO): plasma membrane
Molecular function (GO): ATP binding; ATPase-coupled intramembrane lipid carrier activity; ATP hydrolysis activity
Source: RefSeq, a predicted model, not a curated record
CGGAGCGACGGCCGAGGCGCGCGAGCUUUUUUCGAGAGCUUUUAUCCGCGGAGAGCGAGACGAGCGUUUAAUUGAGCCGACGCCGCGCGAGUGUCUGUAUCCGUUUCCGAUGAAUAUUCAUGGAGAUUGUAUGAUGUAACUGCGCUGAUGCUUAUUAGCAUUAAUUAUACCCGCGACGCCUGCUGUCUGAUGUCAGCGCGACGGAUUUAUACGCAGUUUGUUUUUUUUCGCUAUUCGUAGAGAAAGAAAAUAGCCAAGCUCUGCCGAUUCUUCAUUUAUUCACGAGUGCUAGUGGCACGUGGAGGUGUAUCUCAUCGGGUAAUCGAAAUCACGCAUAGAGCGGUUAGGAGAUGAGCGACGAUAAGGGACUGCAUGUGUUAUUGUCCGCUUUUCGAAGGCUGCGCAGCCUCGGCCUUGUCGGCGAUCAAUUUUCGCCUUUUUCGCGUACUACUGCACCGAUAUUACACGGAGAUCGGCGGCGCUGCGGUUAUGGAUUUUACUUUUAAAGCCGUGUGUUACACUCGAUGCUAUACUGCAGAACGUGUGUAUCGUCGGUUAUCGACUCGUCACAGAUAAAGACUCGUUUCCAACAAUACUGGUAUUUCCUCAAACCUAUUUACGGUGAAUAAUGCCUCGCGCACUAUCGCGCAGAAAAAAAGAAACGAGUUUACACAUUCCGAAUCGUCGGUUAUAUAUUACUUAAAAAAGGAAAGUCUCGCGACGAAAUCGUCGGCGUCGAUGCGUGAAACUCUGUCGAGCGCGCGGUUUCACCUGCAGCAGCUUCGAUAUCCCGCGUCGAACUGUACAGGCAUCGGCAUCGCCACGAAUUAUUAUUGUCGUCAUUUCUGUCUCUGUCCCGGCUUAUCUGGCUCUUAUCGUCGGGACGGAUUGUUACGAUCCUCGACGGACUGAUAAGCCGUGCAGUCGAAUGUUAAAGAAUUUCUGCUGUCUGUAUGAUACACGCGUCAGUGUGCUUUUUCGGCCCAUGCUGGCAGGUCGUGUGUGUGAAAGUGUGCUUUGUGCGGGUUUCUGUAUAUAUUUCGCUGAGGCAAAAACUAGUUAAUUAACCGGAAAUUAACUUUUCGAAUUUUAAUUCCUCUUUCGCUAUUUUCAAAAAGUCCGCGGUAUUAUACCGUUCCAUGUUUUCCUUGCCGCAAAAACGACAGCAGUGCAAACGGUGAAUCACCGGCUCGUAAAGGCGCUUCUAUGAUUCACGCGGGUGCGCGCAGAUAUGUCAUUAGCCGAGCCUAAACGCGACUUGCUCUCCUAUGACAUAAUCCCAGCACAGGAUGUCUCGCGCCAACAGUCCGAUCGACAACUACGGAACGUUUUCGGCCCCGGCACCGGAGAUGCAGUCGUCGUCGCGGGGUUCUGCGGCUGGUCAGCGUCAGCCGCAGAGUCCCGGGCCCAUGCGGCCCUUCACGCCGCCGGACCUCUCCUCCAUCCCGCACAUGGACGAGGCGUCCCAGCAGUUGGGCGACAGGUCCCAUAACGGCGAAACGACGACACAGGCCGCCGAGGAGCAGCCAACCUCCGGGCCCUACAUCGUCGGCAGUCCCAUCGAUCUCGGGGCCAUCGACAACGUCGACAGUAUCAAUCUGAGACUCGGCCCGCUGCAGAGGAGGUCGACCAAGAGGAAGAACAGAAGCGCCGCGGCCGGUGAGCAGCAACACAUCGAGCUCCAGGAGUCGGUCAACGAUCAGUCGCCCACCAGCACCGGUCUGCCAGGAACGGGAAGAGCGGAGAAUGGCGGCUCGUCGCUGGACCAGUCGACAGGUGGUGGUGGUCACGGGACAGGCGACAUUCAGGACGAGAGGGUUGUCUUCGUUAAUGCACCCCAUCAACCGGCCACCUACCGCAACAACCACAUUUCCACGGCCAAGUACUCGCUGCUAUCCUUCAUACCGUCCUUCCUCUUCGAGCAGUUCAGGCGAUACAGCAACUGUUUCUUCCUCUUCAUCGCCCUCAUGCAGCAAAUCCCAGACGUUUCGCCGACGGGGCGAUACACGACGCUCGUCCCGCUCAUAUUCAUCCUGAGCGUGUCGGCGCUUAAGGAGAUCGUCGAGGACAUUAAAAGGCACAGAGCCGACGACGAGAUAAACAAGCGCGAGGUCGAGGUGCUGCGGGACGGCCGCUGGCAGUGGAUCCAGUGGAAGACGGUGACGGUAGGCGACGUCGUCAAGGUGCACAACAACAACUUCUUCCCGGCUGACCUGAUCCUGCUCUCGUCCUCCGAGCCCCAGGCGAUGUCGUUCAUCGAGACGGCGAACCUCGACGGUGAGACCAAUCUCAAGAUCCGCCAGGCCCAUCCCGACACCGCCAACCUCCUCGACACCGUCGAGCUCAUGAACUUCCGCGCCAACAUCCAGUGUGAACCGCCCAACAGGCAUCUCUACGAGUUCAACGGGAUUCUUCGCGAGACCAACAAGCCGAGCGUACCCCUGGGACCGGAUCAGCUGCUGCUUCGAGGCGCGAUGCUGCGCAACACUCGGUGGGUCUUCGGCGUGGUGAUCUAUACUGGUCACGACACCAAGCUCAUGCAGAACAAUACGAGCACCGCGCCCCUCAAGCGCUCGACCCUCGAUCGCCUCAUCAACACCCAGAUACUCAUGCUCUUCUUCAUCCUGCUGCUACUGUGCCUUCUCUCGGCGAUAUUCAAUAUACUAUGGACCAACGCCAAUCACACUGGUCUUUGGUAUCUCGGGCUAAACGAGGCCAAAACGAAGAACUUUGCCUUCAACCUGCUGACCUUCAUCAUCCUCUUCAACAACCUGAUCCCGAUAUCGCUACAGGUGACGCUGGAGGUGGUGCGCUUUGUGCAGGCGACCUUCAUCAACAUGGACAUCGAGAUGUACCACCCGGAGACAGAUACGCCGGCGAUGGCGCGCACCAGCAAUCUCAAUGAGGAGCUCGGCAUGGUGCGCUACGUUUUCACCGACAAAACUGGCACCUUGACGCGCAACGUCAUGGAGUACAAGCGCUGCUCCAUCGCCGGCAAGAUGUACGAUUUGCCAACGCCAUCGAUUUCCAAUGGCGAAGCCAGCGAGAUGGACAGCGAGCUCAUCCAGGACAUACUGCAGGGCCGGCCGAAAAAUGCCUCGCAAAGCUCUAGCAGCAAAAAGGUCAAGCACGCCGCUAUCCUCCACGAAUUCAUGGUGAUGCUGUCAGUCUGUCAUACCGUCAUACCCGAGAAGUUCGAAGACGGAAGCAUCAUCUAUCACGCAGCCUCACCCGACGAACGAGCCCUUGUGGACGGCGCCAGCAAGUUUGGCUAUGUCUUCGACUCGCGCACGCCGCACUUCGUUGAGAUCCUGGCGUUGGGUGAACGGCAGCGCUACGAGAUCCUGAACGUGAUUGAGUUCACCUCGGCCCGCAAACGAAUGUCGGUUAUCGUGCGCACACCCAGCGGCCAGAUCAAGAUAUUCUGCAAGGGUGCGGACUCGGUGAUCUACGAACGUCUUGCGCCCAAGACGCCUGACGAAGACAACACAGGCCCGCAGCAGCAGCAGUCAAUCCUCGACGAUUUUAGGGACGCGACGCUUCAGCACCUCGAGGCCUUUGCUACCGAAGGACUCAGAACGCUUUGCUUUGCCGCUGCAGAUAUACCGGACAACCGUUACAAUUGGUGGAAGGAGAUCUACGACAAGGCGAACAUGAACCUGUCGAACAAGGAAGAAAAGGUGGCCGAGGCAGCGGAUCUCAUCGAGACUAAGUUAACGCUGCUUGGUGCCACGGCUAUCGAGGACCAGCUUCAGGAUCAAGUUCCAGAGACGAUAGAAUCGCUCAUUCAGGCGGACAUCCGCGUUUGGGUAUUGACUGGUGAUAAACAGGAAACGGCCAUCAAUAUUGGCUACUCCUGCAGACUGAUUACACAACCCAUGCCUUUGAUUAUUAUCAAUGAGGGUUCUUUGGAUAAAACAAGAGAAGUUAUCAUUCAGCACUGUCUGGACUUUGGACAAGAUUUGAAGUGCCAAAAUGACGUUGGACUUGUCAUUGACGGGAACAGUUUAAAAUACGCUUUGUCUUGUGAUCUCAGAAGAGACUUUUUAGAUUUAUGCACUUCCUGUAAGGUCGUCAUUUGCUGUAGGGUCUCGCCAAUGCAAAAAGCAGAAGUAGUGGAUUUGGUGACGACCAACACCAAAGCGGUGACUUUGGCCAUUGGCGACGGCGCGAACGACGUGGCCAUGAUUCAAAAAGCACACAUUGGCAUUGGCAUUUCGGGCGUCGAAGGUCUGCAAGCGGCAUGCGCCUCGGACUACUCGAUAGCCCAGUUCCGCUUUCUCAAGCGUUUGCUUUUCGUGCACGGAUCCUGGAACUACAGCAGAAUGUGCAAGCUUAUUUUGUAUUCGUUUUAUAAGAACAUUUGCCUGUACGUCAUCGAGCUAUGGUUCGCCAUUUACUCCGGCUGGUCUGGUCAGAUUCUCUUCGAGAGAUGGUCCAUCGGUCUUUACAACGUGGUAUUCACGGCAGCUCCACCCUUAGCGAUAGGUCUUUUUGAUAAGGUGUGUUCAGCGGAAACGCAUUUAGCCCAUCCCAGUUUGUACGCUGCGAAAAACGCUACCGAGUCUACGUUUAACAUUAAGGUAUUUUGGAUCUGGAUAUUCAAUGCUCUACUUCACUCUGCCCUCCUGUACUGGCUAUCGUUGCUAGCACUUAAACAGGAUGUUAUUUGGGGUAACGGAAGGGACGGCGGCUACCUUGUUCUAGGAAAUGUAGUUUAUACUUACGUAGUAGUGACUGUUUGCGGAAAAGCAGGUCUGAUAACGAACUCAUGGACGUGGGUGACUCACUUGGCGACUUGGGGAUCCAUCAUACUAUGGUUCCUCUUUAUUCUAAUUUACAGCAACUUCUGGCCUGUCAUCAACGUUGGAGCAGUCAUGCUCGGCAACGACCGAAUGCUGUUCUCGUCACCUGUCUUUUGGUUAGGACUUAUUCUCAUUCCACUCGCAGUUUUGUUGCUCGACGUUACAGUAAAAACUGUGAAGAACACGGUUUGGAAGUCGCUGACCGAAGCAGCUAGAGAGCAGGAAAUUCGCAAAUCCGACCCUGGCGACAUUUUCCACGCCCAAGACUACAGGAGCUCAUUGACGGAGACGGCGCGGCUACUGAAAAACGUUAAAAGCGUAUUCACCAGGCGUACGAACGCCGCUGCCAGAGUGAAUGUCGAGGUGGAGCUAUCACGAGAGGAAAAGAGGACGCGAAGGAGUCGAGUCGAGUCUUUGAGAGCCUUUAAGUAUCUCGACGGUUUCGCCUUUUCCCAAGAGGAGGGCGGUACAGUUUCGCAGACCGACGUGAUCCGGGCCUACAACACGAAUCUGCCCAAGCCCGGUGGCAUGUGAACGCGACGGCGUUCGAAUGGUGCCGUAGCAAACUCAGCAGCGUCGGACUCUCCUCCACCACGACGAUCAACUCCCAGGUGGCCGGAUAGCACUGCGGCAGGACUCUUGUCCUUCCUGACAUGUCACGCGCGAUUAUUGUAGGGACGAUCGCACGCAUGCGUGACGAGAGAGAUGUUUUAUGCAGAGGCUCGAAUUUGCGAUUAGGGAUUCACUUUUGUCUUUGCGUUUGAAUUUUUUAGCUGCUUUUAUCGUUAAAAGGCGAAGCGAAGGAUUUUUAAAUGGAAUAAUACGGUGAAGAAACUUAGAAAUAUGAAGUCUCAAUUACGAAUUCGAGCCUGUAUGUGGGUCAGAUCUAGCAUUGUUGCGAUGAACGGAGUAUAAAUUUUGAAAAUCCUGUUUGUAUAUAAAUAUGCUUUCGAUGUAGCGAUGAAUGUAAUUUUUUUUUCUAGCAUUGAGCGAUCGAAUACAAUUAUGUGUUAGUUUUUUCACGUAUAAUUUAUAAUUAUGCCUCUCGUGUGUCUCGAUUCCCUUUAAAUUAUCCCACAGCGCAUAAUUAAUAAUGCAUAUUUAUGAAGAUAUGCGGAUUCGAGACACUUUAUAUAGUCUGUACAUAAAAAGGUACCUAAUGUAUGCUACACGCGAUGUAUAAAACUUAUAUUACUAUAUGUAGGGAUGAACGUGUCUUGCGUGUCGCGUAGAAUAAAUUACUAUAUUUUUAAUGUGGACACGUCGGACUCAAUUAUCUAUUACAUACAACAGGGGGUAUAACAAAAGCAUCGGAAUAAAAUGUGUAACAAUUCAACUUGCAUAUGUGUAAAUGUGAGGUUCACGGCAAAAUAUAAUACGAAACUCGCAACAAGUAGCCGCAUUAUUAAAUAUAUGUGUCGUAUACAUAUUAUACAUGUAAAAGUGACAAAGAAUUGUAUGUGCUGAUUAUAACAUUGUGACCGAUUUCGGCAGGGAAUAACUAAUUGUGUUCUUUCGAUGUCAUCGAUAAAUUUCAAACAAAAGUGUCUCUGUAUAAAUAAGACGACGAUGAUAACAAGAAAAGAAAAAAAAGAUCGGUCGCUAUUAGCUCUCGAAUACGAGAUGAUAAGUCGUCCUCGGAGCUAUGAACUACACGUUUUUAUUAGGCUAUUAAAUUGAGCUUCUCGUCGAUGCGAGCGAUGGAGAUAAACUCUUUGAAAGUAAGGUCUCUUCUGCCUGGCAGAUCGGACGAGAUACUGUAAAUAUUAAGGUAUACAUACUAUAUAGUUUACGUUACACUUCUAUAUUAACUGGAAACAAGUUUUCUCUGAAAGUCAUAUUUUACGAAGUGUAUCUUUGAGAAAUUUUCGCGCAAUUGAUUGUGUUUGUUUUUUGAAUUUUUAAUACUGCUUGAUUUUUGACUAGUCUAUACUAUUGAGUGAACUAAACCCACUAAAACAUCCUAAUUUGUAGUCGUACAACUAGAUUUUAAUCUGUAAAUAACUGAUGAGUUUUCAAAGCAGAUAUACGAUGAUUUCGCGAACUUGAUCUAAAGUAAAAAAAAAAUUGUCCAGAAACUAUAACUGUAAAGUAAUUGGAAAAAUCCUUACUUUGAUACGAUCUACUUCUAUAUUAACGAAUUCCAACUAGUUUUUACUAAACUUUUCACGAUUAUAUCGGCAGUUUAUAUCAAGGCAACCUUUCAGAACUCAUUAUACUGCAUUGAAGAAUAUUCCCGCUAGGCUGAACUAGAUUUUCUCGUCAUGCGCGAACGGAGAACCUUUGGAGAAUAAAUAUUCCACCUUAUAUAAUUCUUUUUUACAUAUACAUAUAUAUUAUCAAAGAUAGCAAACUUGAGAAUUUUCUAAAUAAAUUAAUACACGAUUAAUGAAGAAUUAAAGUUUAAUAAUAAUGAUAAAUAAAAGAAGGAUAAACGACGUUUCGAUGCAAGUCUCGAGCGCUCGGCGCGAAACGAUAAAACUUUCAGAGUAAAACUGUCUAUGUCGAUGCGCUUCCGAAUUCGUGUAAACGUAUGAUUACUACUUAUAUAUAAUGAUGUAUAUGGUAGACGAGUGUGCACAUACGGACACAAACGCAGACACAUUGACACUGACGCGUAUACACGUAUUAUAUACAUACACAGACCUGUUUGCGCGAGAACGUCGAGAGACCGCUGUGCGGACCAUCAUAUAUAUAUAUAUUAUACAUACUAUAUAUUUAUACAUUUGACGUGUAUAUCUUCUUUCCGUACGCGCGUACGGACGUGUGAUUAUGAAAAUGCGUGCGUUUUAUGCGCGCGCGCGCAUUUCCGCAGCGGAAAGAUAAGUUUGAAAAAUUCUAUAAGAAAGUUGAGGGGGUAUCACAGCUCUCGAAUGAUUAUUGGUGAUAUAUUGUACGCGAUUUUCUUGUGUUCGAGGUCUUCGAGGUAGGACGGAAUUUUAAAUGCAUUUAUAACUGCGUAGAGCAUUUUUUUAUAAAAAGUAUUGCACGAAAAAACAUAUUUCCAUUUUGUUAAAUUAGAAGUGACAAUUGUGUGAGAUGACGUAUCUUUCGAGAUUUAAAUUGUUUUACCCGUGUACUUUAACGUUUCUCGCCUGGAAGGUCCUCGAACACGAGUAUUUGAAACUUGGCGCCGGGUCGCCAUCAAGUUUCUGCUGAUGGAAACCAUACAAGAGCUAAACUCGUAGAGCUGCGCCUCGGAAAUUCAGAUUCAGAUUAGUCUCUGUAAUCCGCAUCAUAUACAUUAUAUAAAGCUGCAAAGAAAGCCGCGCCUCACUUGUUGUGCAUAACAAAUAAAAAAUCAAGAGAGAGAGAGAGAGAGAGAGUGAGAUAUAAGUAAUAGCCUACGUACGCUUUCGUCUAGUCAAAGAAGGAUCGGGACGUGUAAUUCGUUUUUCCUUGAUCCCAUCGCGACGAUAUGUCCCGCUCGUUCUUUAUCCGAUCUGUCUUUUCCGUUUUGUUCUCUUUUUCUAUGUUAUCCGAGAUUAAAUGAUCAUUGUGUACGCACGAGGUGUAUAGCGACGAACGCUCUCCUUUCGUUUCUAUUUUUUACUUCUGCAUAUAUUGCGUUAACAAAAUGAAGCAUCAUGUUAUACGUGUCUCAUAGGUUCAAUACAAUAACAUUUAUUACUAGAAAAAAAGAAGUUUGGCACUUGAAAGCGUAACAACAGUAAGCUGUCAUAAAAAAGAGCUACGGUAAUAUUACAUAGAGCGACGAAAUGCUUAUAUAUGUAUAUCGUACAAAUCUCACCGGGCUGCGUCGUGUAUGAUAUAAAGUGAUUUGCAAAAUGUGAUUUAUGUUACUGUCGAUUCGUGGUUAUACCAUUUCAUAGCUUGCAUACGUUAGAGGUGCAACGCGUCACGCUUAUAUCUGAAAGAAAGAUUUUGUUUUGUAAUCUGUAUUAUUUUUCAGCUAAGGUUUAGCGUUUAGUUACAUGACUCUCGUUGUAUGUGUAUAACUAGGGACCGCCGCGUCAUUUGCAUUACUACGAAACUAAUCAAAUUUCAAACUAAACCGACGAUUUGUGAAACAACCAUGUUCUCGUAUUUGAAAAUAAAGAGUAAAGAAAUAAAAUUUUUAUCAAACUAG